AUGGUUAGCCUUGCAAAAUCCAAAAGAGUAAAACCUGAUUGGAUUUUGACUGAAGAUUGGAGAGUCAUGUUAGAUUAUUGGCGCACACCAAAAGCCAAAGAAUUAAGUGAGAAAUCUCGUUCUGCUCGACUGUUUAAUCAUGAUGGUUACGGCCCACAUCGACACAGAUCAGGUUCACGUUCGUAUGCCAAAGUUCAAGAUGCUCUGAUUCAGAAACGAGUCGAAGGUGUGGAGAAGUUGGUCAAGCUCAACGAGUCAACCUGCUACUCCAUGAACUUCUGCUUCUCCACUUAUUUAAACUUCCUUGCAUGA
This is a messenger RNA of Microthlaspi erraticum, 312 nucleotides long. The record is from the annotation of a GenBank genome assembly. NCBI's taxonomy places the organism in Eukaryota, Viridiplantae, Streptophyta, Magnoliopsida, Brassicales, Brassicaceae.